GAUUGAAGCGUCACGAUUAGCCCAUCUCCCCACAAUCAAAACGCGUGGCCGUUGGGGGCCCGCCACCGCUCGUGACCUGCAUCGUUAUCCCUUCGUUGCUCAUCCCCAUCCACAUCAGACUGUAUCUUCAUCCCCACCCCACCCAGAGUUCUGUGUGGUUCGUUAGUCGCCAUGGCCAAGCUUCAAUCAAGCAUGGUGGCGACGAGUUUGUGCUGGAACGGGGGUUUUGCUGGAACCAGGUUGUUUUUUGCUGGAUCCACCUAUUUUUAUUGCUACAAUCCUUUUUCUUUUUUGUUACCAUCCUCGUUCGAUUUUUUGCUGGAACCUCUAUUGAUUUUUGCUGGAACAACUUCUUUUUUUGCUGAAACCUUCUUUUGAUUUUGCUGCAAUUGACGGGAUGGUGGCGCCGUCACUGCCAUGAUUUUUUGAUGCAUCAGAUUUUUGCUGGAACCUCUUUUGGUUUUUGAUGGAACUAGCAUUUGAAUUUGCUGCAUAGGCUAUGAUGAUGUUGGGACGGCGACGGACACCGGCUACCAUGGGUCUUUGCUGCAUUGGUCUUUUUUUUGCUGGAACCAACAAUUAUUUUUGCUUCAACCAGCCUAUGAAGAGAUGGAACCGGCGAGAUUAUUUAUUGUUUUUGCUGGAACCUUUAUUUUUUUUCUUGGUAGAACAAAUUUUGGUUUUUUGCUGGAACCGGUGUUUUUUUUGCUACAUCAGGCUGAUUGUUUUGCUCCAAUAGAUUACUGGAGUUUUUGUUUUGCUUUUGUUGCUGAUUUUAUUUUUGCUAUAAUCGGCAUGGGGAAAGCUUCAACCGUGAAGAAAAGCACCAACCAGAGAGAGUGGGGAAAAGCUUGGAUCCGGCGAGGACCGGUGCUGCGAGGACGGCAAGCCGGCCGGGCUUCGAAGUCAGCGGCAGGGGCGGCCAUCGUGGGCUGCAUGAGUGAGGCGAGGAUGUGCUGGAGAUUCUCUUUUUUGUUUUGUUUCCACAUGAUGUAUCAGAGAAGAAAGGAGAAAGGGGACCAAAUCUGACGGUACAAAGAAUUGCUAUUGAACGGGUACGCGCUGACCGGUUCAAAUUUGCGCCGGCGCGCCGGCGCCUAUCAGCGCCCUAAGCGUAAAGCAUCGGCCCCCGUUCGUUCCUCAUAGAAACCCUAAGUUUGGCGGAGACUGCGGCGGCGGCGGCGGCGGCGAGAAUACCAGGCGGCAAGCCUGGUUAGCAAUCUCAACCAAAAAGGAAAGAGAAGAGAGAUCGAUGGCGGGUGGCGGCGGGGGAGUAGAGGUGAGGACGCCUCGGGAGAUGGAUCGGAAGCUGGAAGUUCCUUCCGAAGCAGAGAUCCUGAGGAUGGAGAUUGCAUCCCUGGUGAACCUGCUCAUGGAGAAGCAGUCUGACAUUCUUCCAUUCGACCCUGAGAUCGCGAGGAAGAUCACGUCCCUGAGGAGCGAGAUCGCAUGCCAAAAGUUGGAUCGCCUAAACUGCUUAUUCAGUUACAUAUUGCAACGGACGGAUGCCUUGUGCGACGAGAUGGCAUCAAUGGCAUCUAUUCUGGCCAAAGUCAGUGUCCCCGUCAUCUCCUAUUACAAGGUCUUCGAUCUGUUAAACGCGGCGCAGAGGUUAUCUAAGAUCUCCCUGGAUAUAUUACAUUCAACCGCGAAUGCAGAUAAAAAGAUGGCUGACCAAAAUGUUGAGGACCAGAGGACCAUGGAGGACAAAGGCAAAUCCAGCACCCACUGUUUUGAGAACCAGGGAACCAAGCAACAUGUGGAUGCAUCUGUAACAGAUCGGACAACGGGCCUUUGUAAAUCAAACAUGGAAACGCCGCAGAUGGCUGCCUACUGUCCUGAUGGCCAGAUGACUGAUGAGGAGGAUGAACAUUUCGUGGCAGCGGAUCCUGUAAGUGGCCUUUGCGACCAGCCGACUGUCCACUCUUAUGAGAACCAGAGUAACAAGGAGUACAUGGAGAUGAUUGAUCCCAUGACAGAUGAAGGCCAAUCAAGCACGGAGACGCAUGCGUCGAGGAUGAUGGACGAGGGCAAUUCAAACAAUCAAGGCAAAUCAAGCAACGAAAGCAAAUCAAGCACAAAGGCAGUGGUGAUGGUGCUGGAUUCCGAUGAGGAGCAUGAAGUGCGGGGUAUGACCAUGGAGAUGCGCAAAUAUUUGAAGAUGCUCGAAUUUGAGGAAGAGGAGGAGGAGGGGAAGAUGACCCCGGAGGAUUUAGCGAUGGCUGACCAAUUUGAAAAGGAGCUAUUAGAGAUGGAAGCCAACUUUCUCAAAGUCCAGGAGCAGGAUGAUAAGGACACGCCAAACUGGAUCUCUGUCUCACAUCAGGACGAGGCAGAGGAGAUGGAGAUGGAGGACAGGUUGUUUGCUAGACGCCGUAAAGGCUGGGAAUCUGCAUGGGGAGACCGCAGUGACUUCGAAGACAUGACCUUAUUGAGUCCUAUGCACUUUACACAUUGCACGCUGGGACUGAUCCCCUACACUGCUAGCACUGUGAGCGCCUUGCAGAUCUACUCUGUCAAGAUUGUUGAAACAAAGGGAAAGUUGAAGUGGCCACUCUAUGUCUACGGGGUCAUCUCUGCCCGAGAUGCCGUAGAUCACAACCGUAACAUUCUCUUCUCUCGGCAAAGGGAAGACUACCAAGAACUCACUCUAGAGGAUCCUUUUUUGCACCUGACUGGCCCGUCUCGGGCUAUUGUGGCUGUGGACAAUGUUGACUUCGAAAUCCAACUUAAAGUAAAGGGCACAACAUGGUCUGGUGACAAAGCAUUGAUCAGUCGCUUCGAGACUUACCCUGGUGGUUAUCGUGAAGGUUUAGAUACGGCGCUCUUCAGCAACUCCUUUUGCACAAUCCGGCUGGAUCCUUACUCCAUCUUCGACCGGUACUUCCGCGAGAAGGACGACAAGGGUGCCGGGAAGUGCAAGGGCAGCUUUGGAUGA
Triticum aestivum (bread wheat) is the source of this 2938-nucleotide messenger RNA. RefSeq lists its product as uncharacterized. The transcript has 4 exons. NCBI's taxonomy places the organism in Eukaryota, Viridiplantae, Streptophyta, Magnoliopsida, Poales, Poaceae. The record is from RefSeq and is a predicted model, not a curated record. Bases 1253 to 2938 code for a protein of 561 amino acids.